CCAUCUUGUUACUUGGAUAAGGCAAUUUUUGCAGUACUACAGUGCUACCUCCGAGAUGGCAGGUGGAGCAGCAAAUAGCAGAGUCAUGUCGCCGGGUUCAAGGCAUCACCGGCGGCGAGUUUUGAGAUGCAUUGCAGUCACUGCCUUAUCUAUAAUAGUCUUAAUUGGCUUAGCAGUGUUGAUCAUCUGGCUUGUUGUUCAGCCUUCUAAUGUGGCAUACACCCUUGAGAAUGCGAAAGUUUCAAAUUUCAAUUUGUCAAGCCAGAAGCUGAAUGCCACAUUUGCCUUGGACAUGAAAGUCAGGAAUCCAAACAAGAGGAUCGAAAUCGCCUACGAGUCGAUCGAUGUAACAGUGUGGUAUGAUGACCAGACGAUUGCUCUAGGCAGCAUUUCCGGGUUCGUCCAGCCACGGCGAAACACGACGAAACUGGAUGCAGUAGCUGUAGCUGAUGCAACGCCACUUCAGACCAAGGCAUGGAACGACAUGAAGCAACAGAACAGCUCAAAGCAUGAGAUCGACGAUGUGGAGGUGAGGCUGAUGUCUGAACUUCGUUUCAAAGUCGGGCUGUGGAAAUCAAAGAAGUAUAGAUUGAAAGUGUCUUGUUGGAUCAAAGCACUACCAUUAGGCUCUUCGUCAAGGGACAUUGACAGCAUUGACUGUGAUGCUGAGAUCUAAUGUUACUGAAUAAUGGUUAUGGAGUAUUGGAUCUGGGUUUUCUCAAUUAUUAGGAUCAUGAUCGAGAGUGGUUCUUGUAAACUGGAAGACUGUUUUCUUUCCUUGUGCCAUUGUCAUUUCUUAUUCUUCUUGUGCAAUUGAAUGAUAUUUGAUUUCUUGGUUCUUUAUU
Messenger RNA from Nymphaea colorata (pocket water lily), 845 nucleotides. RefSeq names its product NDR1/HIN1-like protein 10. The transcript has a single exon. Lineage: Eukaryota; Viridiplantae; Streptophyta; Magnoliopsida; Nymphaeales; Nymphaeaceae. The record is from RefSeq and is a predicted model, not a curated record. Gene Ontology annotation, cellular component: plasma membrane. The coding region runs from base 56 to 676 and encodes 206 amino acids.